Messenger RNA from Scylla paramamosain (green mud crab), 833 nucleotides. Its product is annotated as filaggrin-2-like. The transcript has 2 exons. Bases 143 to 661 code for a protein of 172 amino acids. NCBI's taxonomy places the organism in Eukaryota, Metazoa, Arthropoda, Malacostraca, Decapoda, Portunidae. The record is from RefSeq and is a predicted model, not a curated record.
GUAGGUGUUCCCGCCGCCCCAGGGCAUGUUGCUAUGCCUCACGCGGCACCGCGCUGCUAUAUAAAGGCGCGGGGAGGAUUACUGGCUACAGAACAGCAGAUUCCUCCAACUUCACCUCAUCUUUCCGCCUCAGAUCAGAAGGAUGGCCAAGGCAGCAGCGACAGCAGCGUGGUGCCUCGUGGUGCUGGGGGCGGUGGCGGCGCUGGUGGCGGCGGAGGCUGAUCCCGGCCACCACCAUGGAGGAAGGCCUUACUACAAGCGGCCCAGCUAUUACAGCCAGAGGCGCCCACACGGCGCCGCCCACAUCUCUCACUCUAGCCACUCUGGUGCCCUCGGCGGCCACGCCACCCACGGCCUUGCCUCCGUCAGCCACUCAGCUGGCCACCUGCAGGGCGCCACUCAUGGCGUGCACGGCAGCCUCGGCCACGUCUCCGUUGGACUCUCAAAGGGCGUGCAUGGCAGCCACGCCACCCUCGGCCACGCCUCCGUCGGACACGCAAAGGGCGUGCACGGUGGCCACGCCACCCUCGGCCACGCCUCCGUCGGACACUCAAAGGGCGUGCACGGCGGCCACGCCACCCUCGGCCACGCCUCCGUCAGUCACCUGAAGGGAGUCACUCACGGCGUCCACGGCGGCCACGGCAAGAAGUACUAUCACUAAUGGAGGCUGCCCGGCCUGCGCACACACACACACACACACACACACACACACACACACACGUCUUGAAUGACUCUUUGCUCAGGACUCAUUUUCGAGCGUUUCCUAUUUUUGUACAUGAAUGUGUGACAAUGUUUGUAACUAUUUUUGUAAUAAUAUGAUGUUGUUAUUUGUA